This is a messenger RNA of Topomyia yanbarensis, 2281 nucleotides long. RefSeq names its product protein DDI1 homolog 2 (gene rngo). Gene Ontology annotation, molecular function: protein binding; aspartic-type endopeptidase activity. The transcript is spliced from 5 exons. The coding region runs from base 400 to 1956 and encodes 518 amino acids. The record is from RefSeq and is a predicted model, not a curated record. NCBI's taxonomy places the organism in Eukaryota, Metazoa, Arthropoda, Insecta, Diptera, Culicidae. Gene Ontology annotation, biological process: proteolysis.
UGUUGAGUAAGCUAACGGUGACAACGCGUUUGUGUUUUAUAUCUGUAAAAAUUCUCUGUUUUUGCAGUAAAAUUGCUGAUAAUCUUCACAUCUUACUAAGGAGAUCAACGAAACAGUGGUGACAAAUUUAUAUACGGCGUAUUUUACUUUGGAUAAUUACCGCUACUUGCAGAUAAACGGUUUCUUAUUUUGAUCUGAAGAAAAUCUCGUGAAGCAGUCGUAGUGGAUGACGGAGAAAGGAGCGUGACAGGCAAAUGUCCUUAUUUUAUGCGAAGGCUUAAAUUAAAAUAGUUCAAGUGUUCAUCAGAGAACAGUGAAAAAUAAAAUAUCACAAAAACAUUCUAGAAUAUUGUAAACACUUGGUAUUUUUAUUUGAGGACAAUCGGUUACUAGUUGAAAAUGCGAGUCACGGUCACGACAAUGGCAGACUAUACAUUUCCUCUGGAAGUGUCUGAUGAUAUGGAACUGGAGAACUUUAAGGCACUUUGCGAAAUGGAGAGCGGCUUCCCUGCGACUGAAAUAGUAAUCUCCCUCAAUGGACAACCUUUGUUGGACGAUAAAAAGACCGUCACAGAGUUGGGAAUUCGGGAUGGAGACGUCAUCAUGUUGCAGCAUAUAAUGCAGGCUGCUCAGCAAGUUUCACAGGCAGCUCGCACCAGGCCUCAACCGGCAGAACCAUCUCGCUUGGCUAGCUUGGAUUUCAGCUCGAUUCAAGUUCCGCCGGUAGUAGCUUCAAGUAGCGGAAACUCUGCCCUUAUAAACAACAAUCGGCCAUCGCCUACGGUUGCUCCAGAGGAUGAUCCGGCAGUGGUACGCGAAAUGUUUCUUUCUAAUCCAGAUCAACUGGCACUGCUUAAGCAGAACAAUCCACGCCUGGCGGAAGCAUUACUUUCAGGAAACUUAGAAACUUUUGCCACAGUGUUGCGAAAGCAGAUUUCCGAACGAAUGGAAAAGCAACAACAGCGGUUAAGAAUUCUCCAGGCAAGCCCGUUCGAUGCGGAAGCUCAGCGUUUGAUCGCAGAGGAAAUAAAGCAAAAAAAUAUCGAAGCCAAUAUGGAAGCUGCGAUGGAAUACAAUCCGGAAACGUUUGGAACCGUUGUGAUGCUGUACAUCAACUGUCGCGUUAACGGACAUCCGGUAAAGGCGUUCAUCGACUCCGGAGCUCAGGCCACAAUUAUGAGCGCUGCUGCGGCUGAACGGUGUAACAUAAUGCGACUUGUUGAUAGUAGAUGGGCUGGUAUUGCAAAGGGUGUUGGUGUGCAGAAAAUCAUCGGCAGAAUUCACAUGGUGCAGAUUCAAAUCGAGAAUGAUUUCCUCACCUCAAGUUUUUCAGUGCUGGAAGAGCAACCGAUGGAUAUGUUGCUUGGACUGGAUAUGCUGAAAAGACACCAGUGUAAUAUUGAUCUCAAGAAUGGCGUGCUGCGAAUUGGUACAACUGGAACAGAAACUAAAUUCUUAGCAGAAGGCGAUUUACCGGAGUGUGCCCGGCUGACAGGUAGUCCCGAAGAGGAACAUAGGGCUAUGGCCGAAUCUGCUCGGAUUGCCGAAGAAAUGGCCAUGAAGCAUGCACUUGCUAAAAGUCAGUCCGAUCAAGCAGAGGAACCUACAACAAGCGGACAACCUCAGUUAGGAGAUUCCCAGCAUAAACGACGAAGAUCUCCUUCGUCCAGUAAUACCAGCCCAGGCAAUAUUAUCACUACCACCAGUGGCACUAUCAGUACCAGUACACCAACAACCUCCGGACUGCAGCAGCAAUCGCCGCCAGCGAAACAACCAGAGCCUGAAUCGACAGAGGACGUCCCAUUGGUGCUGUUGCCGAGCGAUCAGUUUACCGAGAUGGACGUGGUAGAGCUGGAAUCAAUGGGUUUCAGCCGACAGAUGGUAAUGGCUGAGCUUAGGGCUGCUAACGGGGAUAAAGCUAAAGCUACUUCAGGUCUUUUCGCCAAGCUAGGAUAAUUGGAGUAAUGGCAGACAAUUUUUGACAAUGAACCUUUCUUCUGAAACGCUUCGCCGGAAUGCAUUUCUUUUUUUCUAACCGGAGAGAGUGAACAGUUGAUUCUUUUCAUAUCGUUUUGUGCGAUUUUUGGAGAUUUCUCCGUUUUCUGUGCUAGAAUGGUUGAAGGUACGACAUUUAAUGAGUUAGUUUGACUUCUCUAUAGUUUUGAGCAGAAGAAAUUUGUGGAACUGAUUAUUUACAAGAAAAAAGUAAUGUACUAAACGAAUUCACUGACAUGAUAGGGGUUACUUAAGUAAAAUAAAUGCAUUGAAUUUGAAUAAUAAA